UUCUAAGCCAUCAUUGGCACCAUGGAGAGGAACCGGCAGUUGUACUCUGCUUGUGAGCAAGGAGAUACAGAUUGUGUGCAAGCUCUUCUUGAGCAAGGUUGCGAGGUGGAUUGUCCACUAGAUGAUGAGGAAAACACAGCCAUUCAGGUAAAGCAGAGCCAUAUCAACACUAAUCUAUCAAAUAAGCGCAACUGCCCUAAAGGCUGUAUUAUGAUAAUUCUAUGGCUCAAUGGUUGCCUCAUAUCUUUCUACCUCAUUAUGAACUCAUAGUCUAAAUAAUAUAUAGUACAAUAUGAUUUCAAAGCCAACUUGCAGGCUGUGAAUUUGAGAUCCUUCCUCUAAAUCAAGGUCCUUUUUAUAUUUCCUUGAGUCUAUUUUUAUUUUAUAAAAGUUUAACUUUUCAAGGUACAAAAGUGGAUUCUAUUCAUUGUUUUAAUACUAAAUGUUUUCAGAGCUCUUUAUUUCUUAUUUUACAGAAUAAGUAGUUUAUUGUUAAUUCAUCAAUUUAAAGUUAUAAUAUUAUGAGCCCUUUAUAUCAACAAUCAAUUUUCACACCUGAGGAUAUUUUAAAAUCUUGUGUAACAUUUUCAUUACUUAAGGUGGCUGCUGCAAAUGGCAAUGAACAAGUUGUGCGUUUGCUUAUCAUGCGGGGCGCUGGAUUAGACAAAUCUAAUAUUUUUGGGUGGACACCACUUUUACAAGCUUCAAGGUAAAGAAAUUUAUUCUAGAUUUUCCAUACAUUUUUACUGGAUUUUCCACAGUUUUACCUUUUUAUACUACUUUAUUUUUUAAAAUUAAAGUUAAAUGCAUACAGUACAAUACCUAUGAUCCCUUUAAUUUUCAUCAGGUAAUGCACAUUGCCAUAACACUUUUGACAUAUAUUUUGUAGAUAUGGCCACACAAAUAUUGUUGCACUGCUGCACCAACAUCAGGCAGACAUUCAUACCAAGACACGGUACGGGACAUCAGCCAUGAUGCUUGCAGCAAAGGGAGGCCACCUCCAGACUUUGAAAUUUUUGAUAGAGUCAGGUGUGGAUAUGAACGGUGUCGGUGAUGGCUGUGAAUUCACACCUCUGCUAGUGGCGGCGCAACACGGCCAUGAUGCAGUGCUGCGCGUCCUGCUUGAUCGGGGCUGCGAUGUGAACUUCUACACGCCAUCAACCGGAUUGACACCCCUGAUGACAGCGGCGUUAAAUGGUCACAUGACUACGGCACAGAUCAUAAUUGAGAGAGGUGGAGAUCCAAACAUGACGAACGUCUGUGAUAAAACAGCCUUAGAGAUAGCAACAAUGAGAGACAAAAGAGAAGUCCGGGGGUACCUGGACAGAAAGACAACAAAUAAGCCAAAAACUUGUCAGUACUUUUACUCAGUUUCUCUGAUCUUUCUAAAUGUGCAAAAUAUAUUUUUUAAAUUGAUAAAAAGGGGUGGGAGUUUUGAAAAAAAAAAUUACUUGAGGUGCACGUUACACUGAGAAUCUGGAACUUUGAAAUUUUCCCAUCACAUACCAACACAUAUUAUGGGGAAACAGAGGUUAGUUGCACUAUUUUUUAAUGUGUGAAGAUUAAUCCAUUUGUUUCACCUUGUGCCGCCAUAAAACUAAUCACUCUGCAUUAUCUCCAGCACCUGAUGCUAUAAAACCUGACAUCAUUGAGG
Molecule: messenger RNA, 1654 nt
Organism: Lymnaea stagnalis (great pond snail)
Lineage: Eukaryota; Metazoa; Mollusca; Gastropoda; Lymnaeidae
Source: the annotation of a GenBank genome assembly